AUGAUCAUGGCUGCCGAAGACAGUGGAAGUGCUAAUACGGUGGAUAUUGCAAUGGAGAAAUUAGAUUAUUCAGUUCAUAAAUGUUCUAGUUUUUCGGCUUCAUUUGUUCCAUCGAAUAUCCAAGAAAACAAGUCAACGGACCAGACUUCAAGGUGGUCUUCAGAAUCAAACAACCCUCCACAGUUUCUUAUUUUAAAACUAUCAAAACCUGCAAUUGUAAAAUCAAUAACUUUUGGCAAGUAUGAGAAGAAUCAUGUGUGCAAUCUUAAAAAGUUCAAAAUAUUUGGUGGAAUGACUGAAGAACGUAUGCUGGAGCUACUAGAUACUGGUUUGAGGAACGACAACAUUGAAGAAACAUUCCCGCUGAGGCAUAAUGUUGGGGGUCACGCUUUUCCUUGCAGAUAUAUCAAGAUCAUGCCCCUACAGUCCUGGGGACCUUGCUUCAACUUCAGUAUUUGGUUCGUACUGUUGAGCGGAGUGAACAAGCCCGAAGUAGUAGAACCGGCGUUGGAAUGGUUUAUAGAGUACCAGAAGAGAGAGGCAAUACGGCUUUGUCUGAAGCACUUCCGCCAGAUGAACUACACGGAGGCGUUCGACGCAUUGCAGCGUGAGACACAAGUAGAGCUGGAGGACCCGUUGUUGAGUCGACUUCACUCAACUCUCGUAGAGCAAGGUGACUACCAGGCAGCCGAGGGGUUCAUGGAGCAGGCACUCACUGGUGGGCUGUUGAACUGGUAUGUGUCAAAACAGGAGUACCGAGCUGUUUGGCACAUGCUGGCCAGUGACAAGACGAGGCCAGGCAUGCGCGGCGGACAUCAGAUGUGCAUGGAUCCUCACACGGAGACUAUUUACCUGUUGGGAGGCUGGGACGGCAAUCAGGAUCUCAGUGACUUGUGGGCGUACCAUGUUCCUACCAAACACUGGACAUUGAUAACUCGUGAUACUGAACUAGAGGGUGGACCAAGUGCAAGAUCUUGCCACAAAAUGUGCCUUGAUCCAGAAAGAAGACAGAUUUUUACAUUGGGAAGGUACCUGGACACUCAGUAUCGGACCCCUGAAAAUCUUAAGAGUGACUUCUACGUGUAUGACAUAGACAGCAAUCAGUGGACACUGAUCACGGAUGACACAGCCACCAUGGGCGGACCUCAGUUGAUAUUUGAUCACCAGAUGUGUAUGGAUGUGGCUGCUCGGACGAUUUAUGUGUUUGGGGGUCGAGUACUUACAGCACACGCGAGUGUGUCGGAGGAGCGACCAGGCUGCCUGGGAUUGGUUGGGUCGUCGGAACCCAUAUUCUCAGGCCUGUACUCCUAUCAUGUUGCCACCAACACUUGGAAACUACUGUGUUCCGACAUCCCACCUAGCAACUCUAACACAGAACCUGGCCUUCGCUCCAGAGUAGGGCAUUCCAUGCUGUUUCAUCCGAUUGAGCGCAAACUGUUCAUAUUCGCCGGCCAGCGCAGCAAGGAGUACCUUAAUGACUUUCUAACCUACGACGUAGACACUGGUGUGAUCAGGGUGAUUAGUGACGGGUCCAAGAAACAUAUCAACUCUCUCUCCGCCGCAGGCUUUACUCAACGAGCUACUAUUGAUCCCACGCUCAACGAAAUCUAUGUUCUCUCUGGUUUGAGUAAAGACAAGGAAAAACGGGAUGACAACGUGCAAAACUCAUUUUGGGUCUACUACAUCGCCCAAGAUAGAUGGUCUUGUGUAUAUCAGAAUGAAAACACCGGAGAGCAGUAUUGGAACAAGAUGCAACACGUGGAGCCUUGCCCAAGGUUCGCACACCAGCUCGUGUACGAUCACGUAAACAAAGUUCACUACUUGUUUGGUGGCAACCCCGGCAGAUCUUGUUUGCCCAAGUUGCGUUUGGACGACUUCUGGAAACUUUCGCUGUUCAAACCUUCGCAUUCGCAGUUGCUGCAAAGGUGCAAAGUGCUGAUUCGGACCUUCAGGUAUCGGGAGUUGGCUAUGACAGAAAGUCUCUCUGCUUUACACUACCUACAAACUUCCCUCUCGGAGAUAAUAGAUCACCAAGACCCUGACCAGACUAAGGAAUUCCAGCAGUUGGCGUCCCUGAUAUUCCAAGACAAGAAGUGCCAGUCGCUGGGUGAGAGCGACCUGCAUCAGCACAGGUUCAAGUUGUACGAGCAGCUGGCCGUGUUCUUCCCCGAGUCUAUGACGCAGCCGACAGGCAAUCUCAUGGACUUGGUACCAUUGUAGGCCUUGCUCUAGUCAACCAUGUACGGCAAGGCAGAGAUUUUGAUACUUCAACUUUUCUAUCCAGAUUUUAUGCUGUAAAAUAGAGGUGUAUGAGUGUGGCUUGAUUUCCUAAGCCUAGCGUAAAUGUUUGAUCGAGGGAGAAAAUCGAGCUGAGCUUUUAUUGUUUUGAAGCAUCUGUAAAGAUUUCACCAUCGCAAAUUCACGAACAAAAUUCAUUGUGGUAGCCUGUUGCGCUUUUGCAGGAGACGAUCAUGUUUCAGCAAUCGCUGGAGAUAAUCACGAUAGCGGUUUUAACGGAUUAUAGUAUUUUAUCUACGAUUAUAUAAAUCUCUCAAAAUGUCACUUUUUAAAGAGUAGCCUACACAAGUAGAUGACAUUGGUUUUAUUUAAAUUGAGUCGUUGUUUUAUAAACGAUACGCAUACAUUUAAUUCUUUAUGGAAACAUUAAAAAGCUUUUUGAAUAGAAGAAUUUGGCUAAUCAAUUUGAUAUAUAGCAUUACGGCACUUUGUUUUAUAAUAACGCUCGGCCGAAUAACAUUUAGGCUCAAGCUUUUUCCAGAAGCUCAGGCUCGAUUAAAUAGCUCAAGUUUACAGACCCCUACUGAUCCUCCAUCUUUGGAACUGAAAGCUAAUUUUACCUCCCUCAGUGUUUUGGUAACUUUGGAUUUAACAUUUUGUAACUAUUUAAAAAAUAAGUUAAAAGUUUUAUCCUAAAAUUAUAAAUAAUUAAUGUUUUGUAAUCAUAAUUUGUCAUCUAUUGCUAUCAUUGUGUUUAAGGUUGAAUGGAAUGUUUGAACUAAAUUUGAAGAUUUAAAAAUUCAUGUAAAUAAAUAGUAUACUUGACUAGUAACAAAAGUGGCAUUUUCCAGUGUGAGCUAUUUUGUUUCAAGUGUGAGAGCGAAGACAAGCAUGGGAAUAACUCAAGCAAAUGACAAAAAAGCACCUUUGGUAUGGGUUAUGAAUGAUACUUUUCAUUACAAUCAUUUUGUAGACGAGUAAAAACAUAUGAUUUGAAUUGUAAAAUACAUUGAAAUGACAUUGGUGUACAUAUGUUCAAAAGAAUCUAACUUGGAGCAAAGGAAAGUAAAUUUGUUUUAGUAAUCAGCUGAUUGUUUUCCUUUCUCAGAAUUAGAAUGUAGGAAACGGGUGAUUUUUCAGCUGAAAUUAGGGGUGAGGUUCAUUUGUCCGAGUUUUCAUUUGUCCAAGUGUUCAUUUCUCCGAUGUUAGUUUAAAUAAUAAUAAUAUUUGGUGAAUUCAACUGUCCGAGGUUUUAAACGAUUUGAAAAAAUUUUGAAAUAUUAUUUGUCCCAGUUUUCAACUGUCGAGUAUUAUCAGCGCCAAAAGUGACUCUGCUACCGAGCCGC
This is a messenger RNA of Macrosteles quadrilineatus (aster leafhopper), 3584 nucleotides long. It is a transcript of the gene muskelin, whose product is annotated as muskelin. NCBI's taxonomy places the organism in Eukaryota, Metazoa, Arthropoda, Insecta, Hemiptera, Cicadellidae. The record is from RefSeq and is a predicted model, not a curated record. The transcript has 16 exons. Gene Ontology annotation, cellular component: cytoplasm. The coding region runs from base 1 to 2220 and encodes 739 amino acids. Gene Ontology annotation, molecular function: protein binding.